Molecule: messenger RNA, 2109 nt
Organism: Bursaphelenchus xylophilus (pine wood nematode)
Lineage: Eukaryota; Metazoa; Nematoda; Chromadorea; Rhabditida; Aphelenchoididae
Source: the annotation of a GenBank genome assembly
AUGAUCGGCGCCAUCACAAAUCCGGCUCAGCAGCCAUUCUUGGCCACAGGAAAUGGAAAUGGAAACAAGAUGAAUCUAAAGGUGGAAAUCCUCGAGAAUCUGCUCAAAGCCAGUGGGGAUGGGAAUUCAGCUAAGAUAAAUUCGCUGAGACAAGCGAUCCAGAGGAGUAAAACAGAUAUGGCAGAGAGCUUGGCUGAUUCUCUGGAUCUCCUGAGGCAAGUGUUCCAAUCGGAGAUGACUGAGGAGAUCAAACAAGUAAUCGACCGGCAUUUGAGGACAACGUUCGCUCCGGCAUUCGAAAAUCUAAAGCGUAAUGGGCAUUCGGUAAGCUUUAAAAACAUUAUCUGCACGGAUUUGUAUUUUUUUGCCAUUUAUAGGACAUUUCUCGUGAUUGUAUAAAUGAGUUGUGUUUAAACAUACUCAAUGGGGCCAAAGAACCAUUUGUAGCCAAGCCAGAUCCAAGUGUCAAGACGUGUAUCCCCUCAGGGUCCCUUUUGAAAAGAAGAAAAGACAAUGUAGAUGAUGACAGGAAAUACGAAAGUGACGAAAACGAGAGUGAUACCAGCAUGGCUAGCUUCAGUACAAACAGGACGAACACUGGACGAGGUACUUUAUUCAGUCUGUUGUAAUACAUAUACUGUUCGCGCCAUUCUAAGUCCGUAAAAUGUGCACGGUGCGUUUUUCUCUUUUUCUUCGCGCGCGCGAAAAAAGCGAAAUUCAUUUUUUCGCAAGCGUAAAUGCGAAAACUCCGCGACGUCAACGAAAAAAAUCGCGUCCCUACUUUUCAUGUCAACACUUCGGGGUCAACAAUACCGUUUCAUAGGUAAUUGAGGCUGCUGAUUUCGAAUAUCAUAUUCAUUUUAUCUGAAUGUUACAUUUUUAAACGGUAAUUGAUGGUGCUCAUUUCGAACAUAAUCAUUUGUGUUUUUAAAUGUUACAAUUUGGCUUAAAAAGUGAAAAUUAUUAAAAUUUCUUGAAGAGUCGUCGUCGUCGUCCUUAAAAAAAGUUGUAAAAUUGUGAUAACACGAAUAAUCGAAUAUAAUAUUAUUAUAUUCGAACAGUCGAUUACCCCUAAAUCCACUAUCAAAAAAUCCAAGAAUUACAUUUUUACAUUAUUCGGUAAAAUAAAAUUGUAACGUUCAGAUAAAAUUAAUGUGAUAUUCGAAAUCAGCACCCUCGAUUACCUAUAAAAUGCUACCGUUGACCCGAAAAGGCGCAAAAUUGUACGGACUUUAUGGCGGCAGUUGCAUAAUAUCCUUGACUACAGAUCUUGGAAAUCUCUCGGAUUCACAGCGGCCAAAGAAAAGGGGACGGCCAAGGAAAGUCAAUGUAGAUACCGGACGUUGCGGAACUCCCAUCUUGAAGGGGACCACUCCAGUUUCAUUUUUGGAAGUUUGUAAAGUAAGCGUUUUGAAAUUUUAAACAUAAAAAAGAUGCUGGGAUGACUGACUCUUACUUUACCACAGGUGAAAUUUUGACAAUAUUUGCAAAGAAGCGAGUUACGUAUUUUUCAGUGGAAUCCUGAUCGUAUAACCCCGGAAGUGAAGUUUGUUUUGGGAUCAAAAGUCAGCAAACUUUUGAAUAUGGGACAUCGGGGACACAUCUUUGUGAAGUACCCUAGGGUCUUCAGAUAUGUGUGUGAUGAUGAAGACAAGACCUGGUUGUUUGACAGAAAUAUUUCCACCAGAAUGAGCGGGAAGGUGUUCUUUGUUGUAUUGGAAGAUGCCCUGGAGAUUGCAACUCUUGAGAACGCUCCGUAAGUGUUUAUAAUAUACGGAAUAAUGAAUAUCAACUAUCAUUUCCAGGUUGAAUAUCCAAUCGGAAUUUUACCGCUAUGCUUUCCACGUUCCUGAAAGGGUGAUGUUAAAGAUGAAGAAGUUGAUGUUUAAACCCUUCGAAAGUCUUAAGACUCGAGUUGCCCAGACCGCCUCCCCAAUGCAGAUGUCCCCCUUGUCGAUGAAUUCGAUCAACCGUCCCUUCCCCACUACGCCCAAUCUUAAUUUAAAUCUGAGUAGUAUGAUUAAUAUGAUCCAACCUCAAUCCGUAAAUCCCGCUGGGGCAAACAUCAGUCGACUGAUCGAAGAUGACAAGUCGUUUCCCUUUAAUUGA